CAGAUUUUAAUUUUACCCUUAUACAAAAACUUAGUUAAUUUAAAAGAACUGUAAGUUAAUUUGUAUUACUUAUCAUGGAUCAGCUUCCAGUCGAGUUGCUUCUUAAAAUAGUGAAGCAAUUAAAUAUCUAUGAUAUUGUACAAUUUUGUGCUGUGUUCAAAAAUUUUAAGUUCUUAUUAAGGGAAAAGUGUAUAACAAGUUCCUUAAAUUGGAGUCGAAACUUUGAAAUUCACAACAUGGAUUUGUGUAGAUUCAUUAAAACUGAAAUUAAUCUCGAUAACGUUAUUUCUUUGAAUAUUAAUGGCUUAUAUUGGAUACCUAAGAAGGAUUUGGAAAGUUUAAUAAGGAAGCUGCCUAAUUUAAAUGAGCUAUAUGCUGUUGAUACUAAAUUAAUGUUUUGUCCUAAAGAUACAUUCUAUUACAAAUUGAAGAAGUUGGCCAUUAAUUCAAGCAAGCAUAUAGAAGAAUUGGUGCCAGAUUACUAUUUCAAUUCACUUAAAUAUCUGCAGUUAUUGUUACUACCGUCAGUAAGACAGAUGAUGAAGUCAACUGGGGGAAGUGUUCUUGAGCAAUUUCCAAAUAUUGAUGAAUUAUGGAUACUAGAAAGAUCUGGUAUGUUACUAGAUGGUGUUAUUGAAGAUUUACUAUUUAACUUUCAUGUUAAUAAGAAAUUAAAUUUAAAUAAAAUAGUGCUACAAAAUUAUCAGCCUUUUGGAGAUUCACGUGAUUUAAGGAAGGGCCUAUCUGAAACUUUCUAUUCAAAUAAUUUCCAAAUCGGAUUCCAGUUAAUAUUGGAACGCUUGCCACCUCUUGAAACUAAACAAAAGUCGAUAUUUGAACCGGAAGAGACUGAAUUUGAAGAAGCUUGGUUUUGGCUCCAAAGAGGCGGGUUUUUGUUCUGCGGUCCUAGAGAUUCUAAAUUUCUUUCCACAGGCCAGACGGUGAAGCAAAUCAGCUUUGAAGAAUUACAUUUUAUAUCAUGCGCCUCUCUAAAACUAAACUCACAUUUAAACCAGGAACAUUAUAUUAAAGCCGCCCUUACAAUUUUGAAUAGCGAAAACUGCAAAUAUCUCAAAAAAUUAAGAAUAAACUCAUGUUUAUUUCAAGACUUGAGGCAAUCAGAACGAGCUAGCACAGAACCAGUGCCCUUUAAAAAACCAAGAAUCGGAGUUCAAAGUGUUUGCCUAAAUCACCCAUUUCAAGAAACAGCCAAGAAUCUAAGUAACUUAGAAGAAUUAGAAAUUGUUUCCUGUACAUAUGGUUCUAAAACUAUUAUCGGUUCUGUUCUAUGCGGAUAUAAUUGCAUCGAGGAAUUUAGGAAUUUAAAAAAACUCCAAGUUGAAAUACCACAUGUGAUAGACGGAUCUUUUCUAAUAAAUGUAUUCAAAGUGUGUCAAAAUUUAAAUUUUCUGGAUUUGACGCUGUAUAAUUAUCGUCCGGGCUUCAAUGCGUUUAUGAAAAAUUUUUAUAAUAAUUUGGAAUUUGCUACAAAUUUAAAGGAUUUAAGGUUGUCGUGCGGUUAUAUUGACUUAGAGAAAUUAUUUAGUAACUUGAACAAACUAAAAUUGCAUAGGUUAGUACUAAGUGGUAAUAUUUCUUCUGGUAUUCUUCCAGAAAAUGUAUUUCCUUCCUUUUUACUAGCCCAACCUAGACUGGUUUUAUUUAUAUUAGUCGCAGACAAUAUUUCACACACUGUUACAUCUAAAAUUAACAACUUGAUCAGAAAAUGUACUAACAAAAAUCCUGCCAAAGUUUUCUCUUGUGUCAAACACCUAUCUAAAAUAGAUUGGGAAAACGUACUCAUACAGGCAUCAAAUAAAAUUCCAAUUGUUCAUAGCGACUUUGUUCAUCGACGUACCCGAGUUGCUGUGAUUGAUUUCGAUACAUUCUAAUUGCAGAUAAGUUUAAUUAUUUUUCUGCUGGUUUAAUU
Molecule: messenger RNA, 1930 nt
Organism: Phyllotreta striolata
Lineage: Eukaryota; Metazoa; Arthropoda; Insecta; Coleoptera; Chrysomelidae
Source: the annotation of a GenBank genome assembly